AUGGCGAGCGAGCGAACGCCGUUGAUUGAGCACGUGCCUGUCGCGGACCGGGAGGAACGUUACUCCAACAGAAAGCUUCGCAGAGCAUGUUCGAUCGUACUCACAGCCGUGCCAGCGCUCAUCAUCCUCCUCCUUGUAGUCGGACUGAUCUACGGCGGAACGAAGGGUAUCUUUGGCGGUAACAAGAAGAAGUCUGAGCCAGAUAGCAUAGCAUCCUCCAGCGUCGAGCUACCACACUCAGCAUGGCCUGAAUCCGAAGGCAUCCGCUAUAGCGAUCUGAAACAGACGCUGCUCGACACACCCGAUGCGAAGAAAGCAAGAGAAUGGAGCCAAUACUAUACAGCAGGGCCACAUCUUGCGGGCAAGAACUUGAGUCAAGCGGAGUGGACAAGAGACAGAUGGGAAGAGUUCGGAGUACACCAUGCAGAGGUUGUGGCCUACGAUGUCUACAUCAACUACCCGGUGGACGCUGGACUGUCGAUGCUGCAUAAUGGCAAGGUGGCAUACAAGGCGAGCUUGGAGGAGGACAUUCUGCCAGAAGAUCCUACGACGAGUCUUGAGGAUCGCAUUCCUGUCUUCCAUGGCUACUCUGCGAGUGGUAAUGCGACUGGCCAGUUCGUUUUUGGCAACUAUGGUACUUUCCAGGAUUACCAAGACUUGAUCGAUGCGGGCGUUGACCUUGAGGGCAAGAUUGUCAUUGUCAAGUACGGCGGUAUCUUCCGCGGUCUGAAGGUUAAGCGUGCGUCUGAACUUGGUGCGAUCGGUGUCGUAAUGUACAGCGACCCUGGAGACGAUGGCGAGGUCACGGAGAAGAACGGCCUCGAGACAUACCCAGAUGGACCAGCCAGGAAUCCAAGCAGUGUCCAGCGUGGCAGCUGUCAGUACCUUUCGUUCGCUCCUGGUGACCCAACCACGACUGGCUAUGCGUCCAAGCCAGGGGUUCCUCGCCAGUCUCCAGAUGGCAAGAUUCCAGAUAUCCCUUCGAUACCGAUCUCAUAUCUCGAGGCAUUUCCUAUCCUCAAGGCACUCAACGGCCAUGGCCCCAAUGUCACCUCUUUCCCCGACUCAUGGCAGCACAACCUUGGCCUUGACUACAAAGGCGUCAAGUACAACAUCGGACCCAGCCCAGAGAAUGUCACAUUGAACCUCUUCAACCAGCAAGAGUAUACUACGACACCACUGUGGGAUGUCAUUGGCUACAUUAACGGCACAAUAUCUGACGAGGUGGUCGUUAUUGGCAACCAUCGUGAUGCUUGGAUUGCAGGUGGUGCUGGCGACCCGAACUCUGGCUCAGCUGCUUUGAACGAAGUUAUUCGCUCCUUCGGCAAGGCUCUCAAAUCCGGCUGGAAGCCUCACCGAUCAAUCGUCUUUGCCAGCUGGGAUGGUGAAGAAUAUGGCCUCAUCGGCAGCACCGAGUGGGUCGAAGACUACCUGCCUUGGCUAUCUGGCUCAACGAUCGCAUACAUCAAUGUCGACGUAGGCGCUCGAGGCCAGCACUUUACUGCAUCUGCAGCACCACUACUCAAUAAGGCCAUCUAUGAAGUCACCAGUGAGGUGCCCUCGCCGAAUCAAACAGUGCCAGGUCAGACAGUUCGCGACACCUGGAGUGGCCACAUCAGCACCAUGGGUUCUGGUAGCGACUUCACUGCAUUCCAGGACUUCGCUGGCAUUUCCUCGAUCGAUAUCGGCUUCGGCGCAGGACCUAAUGAUCCGGUUUACCACUACCACAGUAACUACGAUUCAUUCUACUGGAUGGACAAGUUCGGCGAUCCAGGCUUCGAGUAUCACAUCACCAUCGCCAAGAUUCUUGCGUUACUCGCAGCAAAGUUAGUCGAGGAGCCAAUCGUGCAGUUCAAUGCGACAGAUUACGGAGUCGGCCUUGAGAAGUACAUCGAUAGUGUGAAGUCGUUCGCGGCAGAACAGGCCGAGAUCUCGGCUGAGGUCUUCACCGACCCAUUCAAGCAGAUUGAUAAGGCGAUUUCAUAUUUCCAGGAAGCGUCCGUCAACUUCGACGCUAAGGCCGAGAAUCUUGAAGCACGUUUACAAGAUGCCUCAACAUCCUCCAAGCACAAGUCGAAGCUCUACGAGGCUAUCCGCGCCACGAACACGAAGUACAAGUUCCUCGAGAGAUCAUUCUUGCACGGUGCUGGUCUGGACAGCAGAAGCUGGUUCAAGCAUGUUGUUUUUGCGCCUGGCAGAUGGACCGGGUAUGCCGGUGCUACCUUCCCAGGGUUGGUCGAAGCAUUGGAGGAUCACGACGGCGAGGGUCUAAAGAAGUGGGCCGGAAUCAUUGAGGGCAGGAUCUAUGCUGCUGGAGAUCUGUUGAAGGAGGACUAG
Molecule: messenger RNA, 2337 nt
Organism: Fulvia fulva
Lineage: Eukaryota; Fungi; Ascomycota; Dothideomycetes; Mycosphaerellales; Mycosphaerellaceae
Product: putative glutamate carboxypeptidase
Exons: 3
Coding region: 1-2337 (778 amino acids)
Molecular function (GO): carboxypeptidase activity
Source: RefSeq, a predicted model, not a curated record